AUGAUUUCUCAAUAUGUCAGAAAUUUCUUUCGGCCUGCCUGGUCCUCUGCUGAAAGGCUAAAUGACAAAACUGUGGUCAUCACUGGAGCCAACACUGGGAUUGGCAAAGAGACAGCCAUUGACUUGGCCAAGAGAGGGGCAAAGGUCAUCAUGGCGUGCAGGGACAUGGAGAAAGCACAGGCUGCUUUGAAAGAAGUCAUUGAAAACUCAGGCAACGAAAAUGUUGUUUGCAUGAAACUGGACUUGGCAGAUAGCAAGUCGAUUAAAGAAUUUGCUGAAGCCAUCAACAAAGGAGAGUCAAGGCUCAACAUCCUUAUCAACAAUGCUGGUGUGAUGGUUUGUCCUUUUGGGAAAACAGCAGAUGGCUUUGAGAUGCAGAUUGGUGUCAAUCACUUUGGUCACUUCCUGUUGACAUAUUUGUUGCUUGACCUGAUAAAGAAAUCGGCACCAGCCAGGAUUGUCACGGUGUCCUCCAUGGCUCACUCCUGGGGCUCCAUCAAUCUGGAGGACAUCAACAGCGAGAAGAGUUACGACAAGAGGGCAGCCUACGCUCAGAGCAAGCUAGCCAAUAUUCUCUUCACUCGCUCCCUCGCUAAGAAACUAGAAGGCACAGGUGUGAUGACAUAUUCUCUCCAUCCUGGAGUCGUCCAGACAGACUUAUGGCGUCAUCUGAGCGGCCCUCAACAGAUUGUCAUGAAGAUGGUCAGCCCUUUCACCAAAAACUCUUCCCAGGGCGCUCAGACGAGCAUUUACUGCGCAGUGGAGCCGUCCCUGGCGACAGAGAGUGGUGGAUACUACAGCGACUGUGCUCCUGCCAACUGCUCAGCUGCCGGUAAGGACGACGACGUUGCACAGAAGUUGUGGGAUUUGAGCUGUCGGAUGCUGUCGAUAGAGUGGGAUUGAGGCAACCUGAAUUUACAAUGAAAGUCUUACAGGGUUUCUUUGCAAUAUGUGUCACAAAUACAGCCAACCAAGAUAAUAAUGCUACAUAACAUUAUCUUUAACAUGAGUUUUCCUACAGUUACAUUUUUUCUUCUACUUCUUGUUUGUUUUUGAUACCAAAAGAGUAUUUGUAUUUUGGACAUGACUACUUCUAAUUAAGAAAAUACUAACUAUAUAAAAUAAAGUAUGUUGUUUGUGUGAAGAUUCUUAUUUAAAGAAAUUACCACAAACUUCAAUAGUUUUCUAUUCAUUUUUAUAUCAGCAUAGUAGUGGAUAUUUGAAUAAAAUUGUGGAAUAAAAAGAAAAACUUGAGUCAGUCCAAAGACUACACUUCCAUGUUGCGAAUCUUUUUCUGUACCUGUAUUUCCUGGCAUUAAACCCAGUGUUGCACUCCA
This is a messenger RNA of Etheostoma spectabile (orangethroat darter), 1337 nucleotides long. It is a transcript of the gene rdh12l, whose product is annotated as retinol dehydrogenase 12, like. The record is from RefSeq and is a predicted model, not a curated record. The transcript has 6 exons. Lineage: Eukaryota; Metazoa; Chordata; Actinopteri; Perciformes; Percidae. Bases 1 to 903 code for a protein of 300 amino acids.